CUACUAAGAAGCAUCGAUCCAUGGGGUCUGAGGAGUGGGUGAGCCGCCUGAGGGCAUUUGCCUCUUCUGGCACUUGGCCCUCCAGUGCAGGGAACAGGCCAUCUCCAAAACAGGCCAAGUGGCACAACCUCUACCAGAAGAUUGAGAAGUGUCCCAUGAUGCUGCGUGGGCAGACCUUAAUGUUAGGGAUAGCCCAGACAUGUACCUGUGGCUUUCACUCCCAGCAGUCUGUGAGAAGCCCUGCAGCUACCUCUGCCUCCACCUCUGCUGCGCCUGCACGGAGCCCUGGGAGGCCUGCAUUGACGCUGGCGAUGUUUGAGAAAGCGCGGUUUGGUGGGACUUUGUCUGCUGCAGCCAAGCCGAAUGUCAAUCUGACCAGGAGGCCUGUUGAGCGUCCCUCCAGCCCUGCCACUGUCCCGUCUGGGAGAAGCACUCCAUCCGCUACCCCACCUCGAGUGACGCCCCCUUCCAGUCCCAGAUUCUACAGGCCUGUCUCCCCUUUCUCUCUGCCUCCAUCCAGCCCCAUCAUGUCGGCGGCGAGGACCAGCUCUUCUCCUCUGUUCUGGCUGCCGGUGGAAAUGAGGAAGACCAUUCCCCAGCAGGACCAGCGCUGGAUUGCAUCCACGCUGUGGAGGAACCAGCGGCUGCGACCGGACGUCCAGCUCUGGUGA
Molecule: messenger RNA, 671 nt
Organism: Gadus chalcogrammus (walleye pollock)
Lineage: Eukaryota; Metazoa; Chordata; Actinopteri; Gadiformes; Gadidae
Exons: 7
Coding region: 21-671 (216 amino acids)
Source: RefSeq, a predicted model, not a curated record